AUGGAUCUCAACUCCAAGUACGACGACUACGACUUCCCGCACACGGCGGCCGAGGCCCAGGAUGGCCACGCCGGCCACCUCAAGGAGCAGCAGAUUGCUCAGGUCCACCAGCUCAGGAUGAUGCUCGAGGCCGAGGGGUACACGGAUCGCCUGGACACGCUGACCAUGCUGCGGUUCCUGCGAGCGCGCAAGUUUGACGUUUCCCUGGCCAAGCAAAUGUUCGUCGACUGCGAGAAGUGGCGAAAGGACACCAAGCUUGACGAGACGGUGCCCAUCUGGGACUACCCCGAGAAGACCGAGGUGGCCAAGUACUACAAGCAGUUCUACCACAAGACGGACAAGGAUGGACGCCCCAUCUACAUCGAGACGCUCGGCGGUAUCGACCUGAACGCCAUGUACAAGAUCACUACGGCCGAGCGCAUGCUCACCAACCUCGCCGUCGAGUAUGAGCGCCUCGCUGACCCGCGUCUCCCCGCCUGCUCGCGCAAGGCCGGCAAGCUCCUCGAGACGUGCUGCACCGUCAUGGACCUCAAGGGCGUGACCCUUACCAAGGUGCCCCAGGUCUACUCAUAUGUCCGCCAGGCAUCGGUCAUCUCCCAGAACUACUACCCCGAGCGCCUGGGCAAGCUGUACAUGAUCAACGCCCCGUGGGGCUUCUCCACCGUCUGGAGCGUCGUCAAGGGCUGGCUCGACCCCGUCACCGUCGCCAAGAUCAACAUCCUCGGCUCCGGCUACCAGAGCGAGCUCCUGAAACAGGUCCCCGCCGAGAGCCUGCCCAAGGCGUUUGGCGGUACCUGCGAGUGCCCCGGGGGCUGCGAGAACAGCGACGCCGGCCCGUGGCACGAGGCCGAGUGGGCCAAGCCCGCCAAGUGGGAGAAGAAGAAGGGAGAGGCGGACGGCAGGACCAUUGAGAACAAGGGCUCUGAGAUUGAGACCCCUGUGGUGACCACUGGUGUUGCAUCGGCCCCUGUGCCGGAGAAGGACGUCGCCAAGGAGACUGCCGCGGCAUAG
Messenger RNA from Hirsutella rhossiliensis, 1011 nucleotides. Its product is annotated as CRAL/TRIO domain-containing protein. The transcript is spliced from 4 exons. Lineage: Eukaryota; Fungi; Ascomycota; Sordariomycetes; Hypocreales; Ophiocordycipitaceae. The coding region runs from base 1 to 1011 and encodes 336 amino acids. The record is from RefSeq and is a predicted model, not a curated record.